Messenger RNA from Plutella xylostella (diamondback moth), 832 nucleotides. Its product is annotated as UPF0598 protein CG30010. The record is from RefSeq and is a predicted model, not a curated record. NCBI's taxonomy places the organism in Eukaryota, Metazoa, Arthropoda, Insecta, Lepidoptera, Plutellidae.
ACAAACUAAACGAUACCGCAAUACGAGAAGUUCAUGAAGUUCAAAGGUUGAAAGAUCAAAAGUUUUGCUUUCUUUACUAUAAUUAUGUCUGUUUCUGUGUCUAAACGUAUGAUACCAGAUUUAUUCAAACAAAAAAUAACACACAUAACAUUAAAAAGAUAUCUUAAUUAUGUACAAGGUCAGUCUCCUGAACCGAAAAUAAGAGAAUAUUUUUAUUUUAUUGAUCAUCAAGGUAUGUUAUUCUUGGAUGAUUCAAAAAUGAAAAACUUUACAUCCUGCUUCAAAGAGAAGAAAUUUCUGGAUUUCUUCUUUAAGAGAAUUCGACUGAAUAAAACAGGCAGAUAUCAAGACGAAUUCCCUUUUGUUUCUUUUUGUGGUAGAGAGAGAAAUUAUAUAAGGUGUGAUGAUGUUCCAAUUGUGUACACACAUAUAAUAAAUAAACCAGUAAAGGAUGUUGAAACUGACUUCCUGACAUAUGGAUAUGCUGGUGAAGCAUUAAAGUCAUUGUUCACACCAGAAAAGAUCUACAUGAUGCCGCAGACUGGAAGAGUUUAUCAUCCAACAGAUGACCUCUAUGGCGGUAUUGGUUUAAUACGGUCUAAACUAGCCAUAGAAAUAAGCAAAAGCUUUGAUUUUAUUAAUGGUGAAUUAAAGCCCCCUACACACUUCACAUGGAAGAACCACAAGUAUGAAUUAGAUCAAAACUGGUUUCAAGAAAAGAUUAAUGAAUUUAAUUUAAAAAUUAAACAAGAUAUUGAAUAAUACAACUUUUUAUAAAUUGUAAACAUAGUCGAAUAUUAAGAUUAAAUUUUAUUGUUUAUUAAUUAAUCAA